AUGGCGGAGCUCGCGUCAGGCGCUGUGAGCUCGCUGCUGGGCGUCAUCCGCAACGAGGCGCUGCUGCUGGGCCGCGUCCGGCACGACGUGCAGUUCAUCCAGGAGGAGAUGGAGAGCAUGCAGAGCUUCUUGACUCAUCUGUCAAAGAAGGCACCCGCCGGCGGCGAGCACGACGAGCAGAUUCGCACGUGGAUGAACCAGGUCCGGCUGCUCGCCCAGGACAGCAACAACUGCAUCGAUCUGUAUCUGUACCGCGGCAACCCCGAGAUCCAUCUAGCCAGGGGCGGCCUCCGGCGGUACAUCGCAUGGCUUCCCUGGUUUGUGCACAAGAUGGUGGCGCAGCAUCGUGCGGCUAUUCAGCUCCGUGCGCUCAGGGAACGUGCCCGUGACAUUGGUGAGCGGCGAUUGAGAUAUGGCGUCGAGGUACCAGCGAAAGGGGCAGGACCGGAGCAUUCGCCUCUAGGGGCUGGGCUCACGCCCGCGGCUGCACUGUCCUCGGCGGUGCAUGCGGCAGCAUCAUCUGCUGCUUCCGGAGAUGAAGAAGAAGAUAAUGACGAUCAACUCGUGGUUGCAACAAAGACCACCAAUCAUUCUGGUCGAAGAGGGGCAUUUUUUGAGCCUCCUACACCGGAGGACAAUGUUAAGGCGAAGCUAGCUGAAUGGAUAGAGGAUGUUGCACAACGCAGCACUGCUGAGAAGAAAUCAAUACAAUCCAUCGCCAUUGUGGCACCAGAUGAGCAAGAUACCUGCGCUAUUGCAGAUGUUGCUCGGAAAAUGUGGGGAGAACAUGGCACGCACAGUGUCUUGGUCGACAUCCCAGCAGUGCACUUCUAUUCUGAAUUGCUUCGAACCAAGGACGUUCUCUACUAUAUACUGCGGGAGCUGCAGUCUGUUCCACUUCCAUCCCAGCAGGACAAAAAGGAUAUUAACUCGAAAAAAUGGGUGCUGAUUGAUGAAAUCACCAAAGAUAUUGAAGGAAUGAAGGUUGGCAAAAAGAUUUCAGAAAUCAUGAAAACUGUUGAACAAAUGAAGGGCAGUCAGUGGCAGCUGGACCUGGAACAUGACGACCGGGACUUGCUGGGCCUGCUGGAAUCCUCUAAGGAUGAACCCUUAGGAGUAAUCCUCCGAGCGUUGUGUGUUCUCAAACACAAGCCAGCUGACGGUGUACCUCUUGCUAUCAAACAUGAACAAGAAAAGAAGCAAGCAACACCUUCAGAGAGGAAGAAAGCCUCGCACGAAGAUAUCAUCAAGGGAACAGCCAAGAAGCUUAAAGAGCAUAUGGAACAAAAUAGAGAUGACAAACAAAAACCUAAUAAUGGGAAUAUGGAACAAAAUACAGAUGAAGAACAGCAGCCUAAGCAGCAUAUGGGGAAAAAUGCAGAUCAAAAACAGCAGCCCAAAGAGCGUAGGGGAGAAGAAGCACGCGCAGAGCCAAUUCUUCUCGAUCAAGCCCAUUAUGAACACAUCCUAAGGAAGUUGUUCCCAGAGGCCAGCACGCAGCCCCUCCAGAUCCGUGAGCAAGAUUCGAAGCAAGCCACUGCCGUCACCGCCACUAGCACUAUUAGUGCAUUCAUCGAGGACCUAGUUAAUGAAAUGAUUCAUAAGGUCAUAAAAGAGCUGCAGGAAAACAGAUCCGUGACAGAACCAGGCACAGCUGAGAAACAGGAUGUCAAAUCUGUGACGGAACCAGAUAGAGCUGCUGGUAAAAAGGAUUGUAUCCCGGAUUCUCUUAUUGAAGAAAUAAUCUACAUGUUUUGGGAAAUCGAGUGGAUGAUGGAAGAGCAGAUCAAGAUCAAAAGGAUCAUGGACAAAAUUAAUGAUUGUUUGAAGAGCCGAGAUGGUCAGAUUCUGGUUAUCCUAAAACUGGAUAAUGACUAUGUGUCUGGGUGGACGGAGUUGAGAAAUGCUUUCAGCUUGAUGGGUCGCAUAGCCGGUGUACUGUUGUUGAACACAACAAUAAAUGCUGAUCGAGCCAAAAAAUAUUGCUGCCCGGAGCGGGAGCCCAUAGACUAUUCUCUUCUUGGCCUCUACCAUGAUACUGCACUCGAGCUUACAAAGAAGCACAUGAUUGAAGAUAGCCCGCGGAUUUUUCUUGACAUCUUGGGCGAGUGUAAGCAACAGGAAUUUUGCAUGAAGAUCUUCGUUCAUGCUUUGAACGCCAACCCCAAGAGAAGCAAGGAAGAGCUAAUCAAGUUGCACACAACCCUGCAGCAGGUUCCAGAUGACUCGUUAGAAAAAAUUGCUAAUAAGAUGCUCAAGUUCUCUUAUAGUGAUCUUCCUAAUGAAUACAAGUCCUGCUUGCUGUACCUAGCUAUUUUUCCUCGGCGGCAACGCAUCAGGCGGUCAACCUUAAUAGGACGUUGGGUUGUAGAAGGGCUGAUUACGAAGGAAGACUGGGCCAGUUCUGUGCGUCAUGCCAAUCGAUGUUUUGAUGCGCUGAUCAAUCGAUGGCUUAUUUAUGCUGCUGAUAUUGGUGCUACAGGAAAGAUAAAGAGUUGUGUGAUUGGUGAUCUAGUUCAUGCAUUCAUUACCAGGAUUGCUAGAAAACGGCGGAUUGUGGAAACACGCCUGUCACAUCACUUGGCUCUCCGCUUCUCCAUUUUCAAUGACCUUCGACUCCGUGGCUCAGAUAAAAUAGACAAAUUCUUUGAUAAGCUCUAUGAAGAAUCAUCUCGAGUGUCCCUGAUCAAGGUGCUAGAUCUGGAAGGUUGCCAAUGCUUUAGAGGGAAGAACCAAAGCUACCUCAGAGACAUAUGUAGCAAGAUGUUACUACUCAAGUAUCUGAGCCUAAGGGGAACAGAUGUUACCCAUCUACCCACUGAAAUCAACAACCUCCGUGAGCUGGAAGUAUUGGAUAUCAGAGAGACCAAUGUACCUCCAUCUGCAACAGUAAAUCUCUUACUCCUGAAGUUGAAGCGUUUGUUGGCUGGUCGCAUUGUUCUGAGUUCAGGGGCAAGUAGUACUGAAUUAUCUAGUGUUGAGAUUCCUGAGAAGGUCGAAAAAAUGGUAAACAUGGAGGUAUUGUCCAAUGUCAAGGCAAGAAAAAGAAGAGAUUUGAAAGAUAUUGGAAAGUUGUGGCAGCUGAGGAAGCUUGGUGUGGUUAUCGAAAACAAGGAGCCACACCUCAGGAAUUUUCUUCGAGCUAUUAGUGAUCUGCAUGAGUGCCUCAAGUCUCUGUCAAUCACUCUUCCCAGUACAGAGGACAGCAAAGUCUUCACAUCGUGGGUUCUUGAGCACUAUAAAAACACUCCCAAGCUUCUUGAGAGCCUAAGCAUUUCUGGAACCACACAAACAGUGCAACUUCUUCAAUUGUUCACCAGAGAUAGUGACCAGCUCCAACUUGACAAGGUAACUCUAUCUGGUACCAAGCUGAGGAAGGCUGAUCUGAAGGUCCUUGCCAGUCUGCCCAAAUUAGCAUGUCUCAGGCUGCGAGACAAGGCAUACAUCGAUAGUGACCUCACCUUCAUCAAUGGUGAAUUCAUAAAUCUCAAGUGCUUUCUUAUUGAGGGUUCCAACAUAAUUGUCCUCAACUUAGGUGGGGCACAUAAACUCGAGAAGAUCGUUCUGUGCUCCACCGAUGGCCUACUGUCAGUUUGUGGAGUCGAAGACCUUCCGGAACUAAAGGAGGUUGAGUUGAAGAACAUCAAUAAGCUUUCACUGUUUGAGAAGGCCAAAAACAUCUCCAAGGUGACUCUGUGUCAUACCAUUCUUUGUCAAGAAGAGCUGGAGAUUCUUGCCAAGAUACCUAACAUGCGCAACCUAGUACUGAAGGAGAUAUCUUAUGUACAGAGCCAACACAUCUUCUACGAACACGACUUCCCAAGGCUCAAACUUCUUGUCAUCGAAUUUUCUGCCAUCACCAAUAUCGUCUUUGCUAGCCAAUCUGCUACUAAUCUCGAGAGAAUAAUCUGGUCCUACACCAAGGGUACACUCUCCGGCAUUGACAACCUUCCAAAACUGAAGGAGAUCGAGUUCAAUGGUGAUUUUGUCCCCGAUGUGGUGAAAGAAGCAUUGAAAAGAAAUGACAACAAACCCAAGCUUAUACACAACAAACCAGAAAACCAACACCAAGAAGCUGGUAACAUACCAGAAAAGGAAGAUUCUCACAGAUUCCCAUUAUUCUGGAAGAGAGAGGAUUGA
Messenger RNA from Triticum turgidum subsp. durum (durum wheat), 4140 nucleotides. Lineage: Eukaryota; Viridiplantae; Streptophyta; Magnoliopsida; Poales; Poaceae. The record is from the annotation of a GenBank genome assembly.